Clupea harengus (Atlantic herring) is the source of this 920-nucleotide messenger RNA. RefSeq names its product mucin-5AC-like. Gene Ontology annotation, molecular function: protein binding. NCBI's taxonomy places the organism in Eukaryota, Metazoa, Chordata, Actinopteri, Clupeiformes, Clupeidae. The transcript is spliced from 6 exons. The record is from RefSeq and is a predicted model, not a curated record. Gene Ontology annotation, cellular component: extracellular matrix. The coding region runs from base 28 to 894 and encodes 288 amino acids.
UUCCUGACUCUUACGGGCACUGCAAGCAUGGCACUCUGCUGGAUGCUACGACUGAUCGUGGCCCUGGCAUACCUGACACAGCGGUCCGCGUCUACAACAGGUGCGAGUCCGGCUCACAGUGGUGAAGUUUGCAGCACAUGGGGUAACUUCCAUUACAAGACAUUUGACGGGGAUUUCUUCCAGCUGCCCUCCUCCUGUAACUACAUACUAGCGUCUCUGUGCGAGGACCCCAGUGACCUCAACAUCCAGCUCAGGAGGGUCGUACAGAACAGCCAACCCACCAUCACGGCACUCUUCAUGAAGCUGGAGGGAGUCGCUAUACAAAUCUCCGAUGAGUCCAUCACCAUAGAUAACGAGAAAGUCAACCUGCCUUUCUCUGCCUAUGGACUCCAUAUUGAGAAAACAGAGUCCCACCUGAAGAUCACAGGAAAACUCGGAGUGGUCCUCACCUGGAAGAAAGACGACUCUGUCUCGGUGGAGCUGGCAGCCAAGCACAGAAACAAAACAUGCGGGCUUUGUGGAGACUUCAAUGGUGUCAAGAUCUUUGAUGAGUUCAUUGAAAAUGAUGAGAGACUGGAAGUUGCUGAUUAUGGUAGCAAAUGGAAAAAAGAUGGCCCAACUGAGUCCUGUGAGGAAGUUGAUCUUAGGCCGAAGGAUGAAUGCCAAAAUGCGACGGACAUAUGUAGAAGGUGGCUUACGCUUCCUGCGUUCAGCAGCUGCCAGUCGCUGGUCCCCGUGCAGCAGUACGUGGAUGCGUGCGAGAAGGACGUGUGUCAGUGCAACAGCAGCAGGGAGGUGUGCAUGUGCGACACGCUCGCCGAGUUCUCACGCCAGUGCGGCCACGCCGGGGGGAAACCCCAAGAGUGGAGGACCCCUGACUUCUGCAGUACGUAACCAUUUCCUACAGUAGACCAAAGACA